Molecule: messenger RNA, 8491 nt
Organism: Ornithodoros turicata
Lineage: Eukaryota; Metazoa; Arthropoda; Arachnida; Ixodida; Argasidae
Product: probable cationic amino acid transporter
Exons: 12
Coding region: 291-2498 (735 amino acids)
Biological process (GO): amino acid transport; transmembrane transport
Cellular component (GO): plasma membrane
Molecular function (GO): amino acid transmembrane transporter activity
Source: RefSeq, a predicted model, not a curated record
UCCCCGACGUCUCUUUCGACUCAUGGUAUCGGAGGCCGGUAGCGGCUUGAGUUCGCGGCUGUCCUUUCGGUGGUAUGCAAUGGCAGUGUUGUGUUUGCAGAGUAGCGUUGUGCAUCGCUGUGCUGUUGUCCUUUGUGCUUCGUAGCUGCAGUGUUUUUCGUUAGAGACGAGGAAUUCAGGCUCUUCGAAAAGUGGCGGAAUAAUUUUGGAGAGAGCUGUGUACAUACAGAUAUUGCUUCUGUGCUUAAGCGAGCUUCGUCAGAGGAGAACUGUGUAGAGGGCUCUGCAGAAUGUUCAGCUUUUCCAAAUCCAACCUACUGACGCUGGUCGCCCGAUUGGUCCGAACGAAGGACCCGUCAUCUGACGUCACAGAGUCUAAGACACAACUCAAGCGAUGUCUGACCACCCUGGACUUGACGUCGCUCGGGGUGGGCAGCUGCGUUGGCACAGGCAUGUACCUGGUAGCAGGCAUGGUGGCACGCAACAUUGCAGGUCCGGGCGUCAUCCUCUCUUUCAUCAUCGCUGCCAUCGCUUCCCUCUUCUCAGGAGUAUGCUACGCGGAAUUCGGCGUCCGCGUACCUCACACUACAGGAUCCGCCUACAUGUACAGCUACGUCACCGUGGGCGAGUUUGUCGCCUUCGUCAUUGGCUGGAACAUGAUUCUCGAGUACCUGAUUGGAUCGGCUGCCGGAGCAUGCGCCAUCAGCGCCUGCAUCGACGCCAUGUUGGAUGGUGCUAUCAGAGCCUCCUUCGGAAACAUCUUCGGAACUAUAAUUGGUCACACGCCGGACCUCCUGGCGGCGAUCGUAACAGUCCUGAUGACCGGCCUUAUGGUAGCUGGAGUCAAGAAAUCCCUCCUCUUCAACAACGUUCUCAACUGCCUCAACUUCGCUGUCUGGGUCUUCAUCAUGGGGGCCGGUCUCUUCUACGUUGAUUCCGACAAUUGGACGAAGCACGGGGGAUUCUUGCCUUACGGCUGGUCUGGGGUGCUAGCUGGAGCAGCGACAUGCUUCUACGCUUUCAUCGGGUUCGACAUCAUCGCCACAACGGGGGAAGAAGCUGAAAACCCCAAGUGGUCCAUCCCCACCGCUAUCAUUCUCAGCUUAGCCAUUGUGCUUACUGCCUAUAUUACUUCUAGCAUGAUGGUGACAUUAAUCGUGCCAUACUCUCAAAUAAAUGCUGGCUCUGGCCUGGUGGAAAUGUUUGCCCAACGCGGAGCUCCUUCGUGUCAUUACAUCGUUGCAUUAGGUGCCCUUGCGGGACUCGUUGUAUCCAUGUUGGGUUCCAUGUUCCCAAUGCCACGGAUUGUGUAUGCCAUGGCCAAGGAUGGUCUCAUCUUCAGAGCCCUCUCGAAGGUCUGGCCUAUCACGGAAACACCGGCCUUCGCUACGCUCAUUCUAGGGGGCGCAACAGCCGUCGUCUCUAUGAUCAUGAGCCUGGAUGUCUUGGUUGAGAUGAUGUCAAUAGGCACUCUGAUGGCCUACACCCUGGUGUCCACCUGUGUUCUACUUCUGCGCUACCAGCCUCGCACCAAGACGCUCGUGGAGCUGCUGCCCGAGUCGGUGCGAUCCCAGUGCCCGACGCCCAGCACAGAGAUGCCGCCGCCCAUAAUGCCAGCCUUCACAAACAUAAGCAGCUCAAACACUACCAUCCGCACCAAACGUUCCAACCGGAUCGUCAGUCCCGACAGUGACGAAGAAGAACAUAAAAGUAUGGCACCCGGAAUAUUGGAUCCCGCAGGCAUGACACGCAAGGGAGGACAGGACCAGGACUUUCAAGACUACGGCACAAUGCUGGGCGAGAGCAUAGAGGAAGACAUGUUCCAGCAGCCCUCCUGGUGGGAGAUGAAACAGAAGCAGUUGGGCUACUUGUUCCCUUUCCUUCUUCCACAUCCGGGUCCUGCCACUGACGACACCGGUAUGCGUGUCAUGAAGCUUGUGGGUCUGCUCUACCUGUUCACCAUUGCCUUUGAUCUGGUCAUCGUCUGUGGGCUGGGUGCCCUGGAACGAGGCAAUGCCUUCGUGCUCAUUCUAUUCUUCGUGUGCCUUCUGGGGAUCCUCGCUUCAGUCUUCCUCAUCGCUAAGCAGCCUCAGGCUAGAUGCGACCUGAAGUUCAAAGCUCCGGGCGUUCCCGUGGUUCCUUCUAUCGCCGUUGUUGUGAACAUCUAUCUUAUCUUCAAGCUAUCUAUCUUAACACUCGUCCGGUUCGUUGUUUGGAUGGUUUUAGGUAUGCUGAUGUAUUUCUUCUACGGCAUCAAGCAGAGCAGCCUCGAAGCUCUCAUGGAGGAGCGAAUCGAGCUGAAAAUCCCGCAGGAAAAGUUCACCUUGCGCACGCCAGUUCCACCUGCGUCAUCUGCAACGGGAGCCAACGUCUUCUUUCCAGCAGACGUAUUGACCACGAAGUUAGCAGACGUUGCAAACGGGAGGGUAGCAGACGGCAGCGAAGGUAACACAGCGCCACAAAACGGCUCCAAACCGCAGUGGCACACCUUUGAUUAGGGGGACACACAUUGAAAUGUGUCCGCAUAUUGAGCUAAUCUAUCAAUUAAUCUACGGUGAAAUCGCAUUUUAAUGCAAUAAUGUUUUGUGUGAACUGCACGCCUGCUGCAACAGAACAAGAGGUGCUGUCAUUCCAUGACAUAUUCGCGGCGGUACAAUUUUAUUUCAUUUGAUGCCAAUUGGAGUUAAAGCGGCAUCUGGAAUGCAAGGCAUAUACACUCCCCUUCGCGUUCUACAAACUGCACCUUACCAACGUCUCCAGGACUGCCAACGCCACCUGGAGUAAACAAAGCCUGAUCGCUAAAACGACGUGACGUAUUCAUUAAAAGAUGACCAAUGACGACCGUGCUUUCGAUAGCCGAUCGAGCCGCCAUCAGCGCCAUGUCAAAUGCUCGUCUGCAAACCAAUGCGUGCAAACCACUGUCGUCUGCGAACCAAUGUCGUCUGCAAACAAAUUCCGCCAGCACAGGAAUGGCUCAUGAAUACGACGACGAAAAAGUGAGCGCUAGUUUUGAAAGAGGUUUCCAUUUGUGUGCUAGAUAAACGUCCUACCUAUCACAACCGCCAAUUAAAAGUCCGCGUUUCAGCCUUGCGACAUGAUUUCAGGUCACAACGCUCUUAGCAUCGUCUGGUGACACCAGGAGGCCUUGCGUUCCAGUUGUUGCUGGCUGAAAUCACCCGAAUUUAUUUUUCUUUUUUGAGCUUAUUUCCAUAAGCCUUCAAAGUAACAACUAUUGACAUUCAUGCGAGCAAAAGUGAAAUUACAAUUUGCAUGCAUCACGCACGGAACUUAACACGGGCUAUUACGUAAUGUUCUUUACUCGUUUAUUUAUGUAUGUAUUUAUUUAUUUAUUUAUUUAUUAGCUUUACCCUGCAACUCCACAAAGUGGCAUAGUGGCUCGUUAUUCAUGUGUUUAGUUGUUUGUUUCUAUAUAGGAAAAAAAAUUUCACUUAAUUUCGUCUACCCUAGAUGGCACCGUUUUCCCACGCAAUAAGUGUUCAAUAAACAACCCAUAUAACGUCAUCGGCGCAAUGAUUUGUGCGUCAUACGAGCAUGAUUGCAUUACUGAGAUUUCACAAAACCAUGUUCUUCCUCAUAGCUCGUUUAAAGUUUAUAUAUUUCACGUAAAGCUGUUAAUAAUACGUCAAGUAUUCACAGCGAUAUCCCGAUUUAACGAAUCUAUCGCAACUGGCGUGGUAGCUUGUCUAACUGUUUUCGUGGCACGUAUAUACCAUUAGCGAAAGUAAUCUUACACACGGGCAUGUCGUUUGGCAGCUGAGAACAUUCGUCAUCACAUAACGGCUGUGAUUUGCAAGGUGAUCGCGGGUAUGUAGAAAUGUUCGUAUUUUACGGGAGAUCGUAUCAAGCUGGAAAACAUUCCUCACGUGACAGAAAAAGAAUCGUAUUAUCCGGGAUCGUAUUAUCCGGGACCGCACUAGCGUGUGUUCGUGUGGUGUGACUGAGGGCUUUGUAGAAAUGUUCGUAUUUUACGGGAGAUCGUAUCAAGCUGGAAAACAUUCCUCACGUGACAGAAAAAGAAUCGUAUUAUCCGGGAUCGUAUUAUCCGGGACCGCACUAGCGUGUGUUCGUGUGGUGUGACUGAGGGCUUUGUUGAAUGGCUUUCACACGAUGGCCUUCGCUGUGAACAGUUCGAAGCUGAUGGGAUGAUGGGACUAUGAGGUCAGGGCGCAUGGAGAGGUGUUCGUUGUGAGAGUGGAGUGAAGAAGAGUGUCCGCAGACGGGUUGUGAAGUCAAGAGGGAAAUUCACAUUCGUGAAUACCUGUGAGAUUUAGAAGAGGAUCCGUGGCGUGGAGUAGCCGUGCUGGAGGUGAUGUUUCGUGAUGAGACAACAGGAGCAUGAAAGUGAAGUGAUGGGAUCGGUGAUGUGAGUGGCAAUUACGGCGAUGUUGGAAGAGACCUGCAACAUGAAAGUGAAGUGAUUAAGGUGAUAUGAAGAGUGAACUUGAUGAUUAUAACGCGUGAAUGGAAGUGAAGGUAAUCUUGCGCACCAACGAAAUUAUGAACUUGAAAUGAGAUGAAUUAAAAAAAAAUAUGCGCAACGUGAGGACGUGUGUGAAUAUGGAAGUGAAUGCUGAUAAGUCGAUGAUGUGAUGGCGAUUGAAGUUUUUCAGCAAAUACCGAUCUGUGACCCGUUUUCACAUGUCUCGUGUGAAAAAAAAAAAAAAUCUGGCGUUGUGUGGAAACAAAGAAUGAUCUUCAACAAAGAGGUUGUGGCAUGCUUACAUUAAUGGUGCACAACAUGUAGUCACAAAUCAAGUAGUUCCAACGCCUGUUAAGUCGCGAUGUCGCUGUGUUCGUUGUGAUUGACGUUUCUAUGAGUGAUUGAUUGAUUGAUUGGUUGGUAAAAGAAAAAAAAAUGGAUAUGUUAGUCCCAAACUACUCGGGACUGGCUAUAUUCCGGGACUGGCCAUGAGUGCUUGAGACGCGUUUCCACCGGAACUGUGUGUUUAAUGCCAAAGCGGUAGCAUCGCCUAUACGACAAGGCAUUUGGGGGACGCCGGAUAAUGUCUAUAUUUAUAUGCAAAUAAUAUUUGUCGUAUCAGAACGCCCAUUGUAGCACCGCAGGUCAAACGCACAGAGCUUGCAGUUCUAGGGCUGUUUCUCGUGCACCAACUUGAAAGCGAUUCCUGUCGGUGAAUGAUUGUUUAGCGGCCUCUAGAAGCGUUUUUUUUUAUUUAUUUUUUUACAUCCAAUAUUGCCCGAUUUUACCUUGUAUUAUGCCUCCUCCAAUAAAGCCCGAUUUUUUCCGCGGAUUAAGCAACAAAGCAUGGAACCCCCCAAAACACGGCGGUCUGAAAUUAUUUCCCAGACGGCGCAGAAACACGCUAAAAUCUUUCUUAGGGUUGUAUUUCUUUUGACAUCUUUAUUUUGUUUCGAUCAAUCAAUUAAUCAAUCAGAUUCCAAACUGACCCACUGAGACUGGUUGUCGUACAGUCACAGUGCGAACCAACAUCCUGUCAGUCCUGCGGUUGGCGCACAUCUCGAGUGUUAUACCCCUGUCACACGGGCAUUUCGAUCGUUCUCGAAUCCGAUCUGCAUCGAACUUCCCGAGUACGCUCGAGUUUUGACGCUGCUACACGGCCACUUUCAAUGUGCAUUGAAUGGUUGACCUGUGCAAAUGAAUAAACGGAACUCAUUAAUUUCGCGUUUCCUAUAUAACAGCGAUAUUAGGGGUAAUUUAUCGUAUACCGAUAUAAGCAUCAUUUGUAGCUUCGCUCGCAUGUCCGUCUUAAGUUAUGACAGUUCACCGGGGUCGAGGAUGCAAAUGGCGGCCGUCGAGCUGUCUUGAAAUUCUCAAUCCUGUUAUGGGAACUGUCAAGCAGGAUCAAAGUUCGAUCCUGCUUGGAAGCGGCCGUGUAACACCACCCGAUCUGCAUUGGGUUCAAGCAGGUUCGGUCGAGCAGGAUCGAAAAUGCCCGUGUGACAGGGGUAUUAAUUCGUUUGAAUCCUUGCGAGGGCGGCAUUUAUUUCUGGACAGAAAUCGCUGAAAAGUCGGUGCGUGCAGAUACGGCCCUCACAGUGCGGCACACAACGAGCAAAUUCAUAAUCACUGUGGGCAAUAUGAGUGCCAUGAGUAUUACGUGUACAUCUAAAAGCAUAUCUGUCACCCGCCUGUAAUGAAAUGUCCCUCAUUGGAUCUUAGGGGGAUGAAAACAGCACAGAAAUGCAUUUCGAUGAUGAGAGAGCUGGUGGGGUUGCCUUACUCAUUAACGUAACGCAGACUGGCGAUUGGGAGAGCACUUUUCCGACCGAAAUUGCUCCGUAGAUACGACGUUUACCGCGGGGCAUAGUCGUUGAUCUCCCAUGUCUACUGUGUGUAUCGUUAUAUCAAAAGGAACGAUAGCUAAGCGCUAAAAAUUGCUAAUUUUUGACGCUUAAAUAAUUUUUAAAUUGGCCAUUUCGACUGCGUCCUGUUGACUGAAAGUGACAGUCCAUGCGACCUGCCUUAUUCUGAAUCACAAAUAACCCACGUAACGGUGGCCCACGAAAUGCGAGCGAGGUUCUAAUUAACCAUAAUUUCGAAUUAGCCAAGUUCGAAUUACCUAACUUCGCAUUAACAGGGAUACAUUUACUUCUGGAAUGCCUUAUAGGUUCAAAGCAACAACGCUCUGUAUGUUCCUGGAGAAAAUUAUCACACCCUAGUGAACAGACGUACAUUCGACAUGUGUAUGUCUUCCUCACUCAAACAACGCAGUGCUUGGCCUUUCCCCCCCUUUUUUUUCAUUGCGGCUUUCUAACCACCUUGCUUGCCUAAAAUGAACAGCGUCAGUUCAGGAUCAGAACAUUCAGCUAAGCGUUCAUAAUCGGAGACAGUUAUUGUAAACCAAGUAAUGGCUCCUGUGCCCAUCACGUAUUCGCCUUUGUAUGAGGCACCUGUGAUCAGUCAAACACAUGUAUAAUGACUCUCGGACUGGUCUGCCAUAUCUCUCUCAGCAUAAAAAAAAUACAGAUAAUAUCUGUGUUACCAGGGGUCUGCAUUUGUGGAGCGCUUAUCACUGUUGGACAUAUCAUUUUCUGAUGUACUCUAUUUUUGUGUACUUUUACUCAAACGUAGCGUGUCACUAAACUUAGGUUUACGUUAUACCUGGCAGUAUAAUGUGCUGAAUGUGUCAGAGCAUAGGGGCGGCCUGGUAGCUCGAGGUUAUGUUUCUUGCGCACCCUGUUAGCUAACCAACUUCUGCCUAUGCACUGGUGCCAUGUCGGCACACUGUGCUCCUCGGGUUUCUGCCUUAGCGUCACUUUAGGGAUCGUAACAUUGCGCACUUCUGCAGUGUUGCUGUAACAUAGCUGUAGGAUUGUGCAAAUACUCGGAAAUUGUAUUUUUUUUUUUCGUAUUCACAUGAAAAUGACUGAACGUGACAGUCAACGCGACUUACAUUAUUCUGAAUCACAAAUAACCUGGCCAUCGAAUUGCGAGCGAGGUUCUAAUUAACCGUGAUAUCGAAAACUGAGCGCUGGAUUUCGAACUAGCCAAGGUCGAAUUAACCAAGAUUUCGAAUUAACUAAUUUCGAAUGAACCGGGCUUGAUGUACUUUGGGAUACCUUAGAUUCAUAGCAACCAUAACCUUAAUGUUCCUGGAGAAAAUCUAUCGCACACUGGUGAACAGACGUACAUUCAACAUGCUUCAACACUCAACAUGUCUUCCUGACUCACAGCGGUAGCAUAACGAAAAUCAUAUAAAAAUCCACUGCGCCAUAGCUUAGUACUAAUUUACACGUUCAGUGUGCUUUUACACAUACAUACGUCAUAUCAAUUAGUUUAUCUACAUUGAUUACAAUAUCAUUGUAAUGCUUAACAUAUAAGCCCUUUUUAACAGUCGCAUUUCUAGUACUCAACUCAUCACAUAAAACUCGUUCCUGUGCGUCUCUUCAGUGUCGCUUGCUUGAACUUUGUUUCACAUCGUUUUUAGUAAAUUACUCGAAUACGGUAGAACAGAACGAGAAGUACAGAAAAGUCAUUGAUUAAAGUGAUCCAUCAAUUAUUUCUAGUGUACCUAUUUAUUGCCGCAUUUCAGUUUCAGUAUAUCGGUGCGUCAGUAUUCCGCAUAUUCAAAAUGAGUGUACUGCGAGUACUCCAUAACGGCAAACCUGAGCAGCGCAAAAACACAUAGACAACACAACACAGCAGAUUUCGAGUACUUUCGGUACUAGUCGUUAUUAAUGUAAUUCUAUGGAAUAUAAUUAUUAUCCUCAAAAAUAAAUUCUGGCAAUAAGGAAAUAAUUGUGUAACUACAUUCACCAUCGUUACAUUUCGUUAUCGUAAUUUUAAAUUUUCACAACAUUUGCACAGUCCUAUGCAACGGUGUUAUUUCAGGUAUUUUGCUCAAUCGCCGGUCUGCAUAAUAAUGUGGAGUGUAUCUAUGUAAAGAACGUUACACAUUUUUCGCCAUUUCGAAUGUGAGUGCAAUCCUUGAGACGAUGUUUUCCGUCUUUGUAUAUCAUCUCGUGCCAUAAAUACGCAAUAAAAACC